UUCUUCAGCCAUUUAGCAGAGACACAGAGAGAGAGAGAUGACAGGGGUUUCAGAAGGAGAGGGUGUUUCGCUCGAGGAGUUGAAGAAGAAAAUGGCGGAUUUUGCGAGGGAAAGAGACUGGGAUCAAUUUCACAGCCCGAGAAAUCUCCUUCUAGCUCUGGUAGGAGAAGUGGGAGAGUUAUCUGAGAUUUUUCAGUGGAAAGGAGAGGUACCAAAAGGACUACCAGAUUGGAAAGAAGAAGAGAAGGUACACCUGGGUGAAGAACUUUCAGACGUUCUGCUCUACCUUGUCAGGCUCUCUGAUAUCUGUGGAGUUGAUCUCGGUAAAGCAGCUCUCCGUAAGGUCAAGCUUAACGCCAUUAAAUACCCAGUGAAUCUCUCCCAGGGUGGUUCUUCAGAAAAGCAAACCCACUUCACCAACACCAACACCAACACCGACGAUAGCAGCAACAAGAGCUUCUCUGAAAGCGAUUGAUCUUAACUUAAUUUUUCUCAUCUGGGUAAACUUUGUUUAUGGCGUUUUUAGGCUUUUUAAUGGUUUAAGGGCCCUAAUAUUUGCAUCCAACUAUGUUGUAAUAU
Molecule: messenger RNA, 579 nt
Organism: Telopea speciosissima
Lineage: Eukaryota; Viridiplantae; Streptophyta; Magnoliopsida; Proteales; Proteaceae
Product: dCTP pyrophosphatase 1-like
Exons: 3
Coding region: 38-475 (145 amino acids)
Biological process (GO): nucleoside triphosphate catabolic process
Molecular function (GO): nucleoside triphosphate diphosphatase activity
Source: RefSeq, a predicted model, not a curated record